AGCAGCAGCAGCAGCAGCAGCAGCAGCAGCAGCAGGAGAGAUCGCAUCUUUUGAGAGACAGGAGAGAGAGAGGGGGGGAGAGAGAGCCUCCUUGUGAUGCCAUACAGGAAAUGCCAUUAUGCAAUUAUGUGGUGAAUGCUCUCGUAAUACGGACAAGAUCCCAUCAUCACCACCACCACCACCAUCACCACCGCCGCCGCCGUCAUCUCCACGCGAGCAUCGUCGAAUGUGAAAAAUGGAGGUUGUACGUGAGGUGCUUCAGACACACUCCAUGCACGACAAAACGAUGAGUCAGACUACAAUGGAAACGAGUGUUGACGGGGGCCGGCCUCAGGCAGCCUCCUUGACCAGUUAUCCGACAAGCGAUCCUGGGAGGUGUCCCGGCCUAAGGAAUGGCGAAGAGGCCUGGUAUCUACAACAGGUUGGUUGCGAGCUGGCCGGCGGGCUGCCUGACGCCCCCCCUCAACACAGCACCGUGGCUGCAAAUCCGGCCCCCGUGGCGGCCUACCCGCCCACCCAAGAUAUGUCCAACAUGUCCUCCGCAUACUACAGCGCCUACCCCGAUUAUCGGCCGCCCCAUCCGCCCGACGAAUACCCGGGCGUGCCGGGUGGGCAAGGGGGCGGCGGCGGGGGGCAUUGUGGGCAGGAGUACGACCCCCGAAUGCCCCCGACCCACCCGUACUACACUCAGCAAGGCUACCCGCGUUACCCGCCCUACGACCGACUCAUGAACAAUUAUUAUAACGCACAGACGCCCCAACACCCGCACACCCCCCACGGCAUGCAACCCCACGACGCCCACGACUACCGCGACCCAUCACCAGCCGCGCCCACCUGCAUGGGUCAACAAGCCUCCCCACCCGUGCAGCAAUACCCAUCUUGCAAAAUGGCUGGGCAGCAGGGCCCACCUCAGCAGCAGGCGCCUCAGCAACAGCAGCCGGGCAUGGAUCCGUCCGGAGGUCCUCCGCAGGACACCGCCCACCACAUGGCCACUCAAGAGGGCCACCAAGGAUGGCCCACUCAACCACCUCAACAACAGCAACAACAAAAUGCCCCAUCCGCCCUCCCUUCACCCCUAUACCCCUGGAUGAGAAGUCAGUUCGAGAGGAAACGAGGACGACAAACCUACACUCGCUACCAGACCCUCGAACUGGAGAAGGAGUUCCACUUCAACCGAUACCUGACGAGGCGGCGGAGAAUAGAGAUCGCCCACGCCCUGUGUCUCACGGAGCGUCAGAUCAAAAUCUGGUUCCAGAACCGCCGUAUGAAGUGGAAGAAGGAGAACAAGAGCAAAGUGGAGAACGGAAACCCCCUCUCAUCAGAGACCCCCACCCCCACAUCCCCCACACAGUGACCUAUGUGCUGUGGCUCGGUUGCCAAAUAUUGACCUAAGGGUAUGCAAAAGUGCCAGUGAAGAGUGUGUGACCCUUUUUAUAUACUGGAUAAUUAAGUGCUAUUUUACAUAGUUUACGCGUAAUGUGCUCCAUUUGUACAGUGUAUCUCCAAUGAUUGGCAAAAAAAGAAAAAAAAGAAAAAAUAGUUUUUUUUGGAUAUACCAGUGACUUAAAAAGUUUUUUUUUUUGGAUAUACCAGUGACUACAAUAUGUAAGCUAUGAGGUGACGUCUCUCUCUCUCCUAAGGCGCCAGGAAGCAAAAGUUUAAAAAUUAUACGAAUGAAAAUUGAAAAAAAAGGGAAAUAAUAUAAUAAUAAUAAUAAAAGUGCAUUCAUCUGUGUUGAGUUUGGUGUUCAUGCCGGGAUUUAAUAGCCUACGACGUCGAGUGCCAGUAACGAAAGGGGCUCCGGGAGCCGGGUCAAGCAGUGACGUGGUAUAUAUAUAUAUAUAUAUAUAUACUCUCUCUCGAUCUGUCUUCUGUUUUCAACUUUUUGUAAAUCAUAAGAGCCUUAUUUUGCAGUGACCUGUGUUCGUUUCUGUUCAUCACUUUAUAUCACUUUAUGAUAAUAUAAAAUCAUUUUACACGGAAGAUGAUAACCUCCUCCUUCAUCCAACGACAAUAUUGUGCAGUCAGCAGGAAAGACUAUAUAUAUAUACAAAUCAUUCCAUGACCCAGAGGAGUUUAAUAACAGCCAGUAAUUAUUAUGAUUAUCAUCAUUAUUCUGUUUGUAUCUCCCUCCCUACCAUGUCAGGCGUCAGUCCCCUCGCUAGCCAGUACCAAUAUAUAAAAAAAAACAAAAAAAAAUUAAAAAGAAGCAGAAAAAUUCACGUAGGAGAGUCUCUAGCUGUUAAAAGAUAAACUCAUGUGUCUCCUACUCUCUGGUUUGUAUAAAAUAUAAGUAAGAGGAAGAAGUUUCGAUACAAAAUUGAUGUUUCCCGCUAGUAACAACCCAGUAUAUAAGAUGAUAUAUGCUAGAUUGUAGUGGAGGUGAAACUUGAUUAGGUGUUAUUGACUACUAAGUACUACUAUACUACUAGUAUACCACACAGAGGUUUUAAGUAAUGGUAAUAAGAAACAAAAAUAAAAAAAAAAAGUGUGAUCCGCAGAGAUGGUCCCCCUCCGAGGUGAUUCACUCAUUGCAUAGACUGACACCUUCUAUAGAAUGGUCUCCGUAGGCAGGUGGCUAAGAAUCUACAAGGGUGUGUGUGUGUGUACACUGUACUGUACUGUACAGUCGUUCUUGUGGUCUGAUGAUCUGCUGUACACUAUCAAUGGUGGCAUUACUGUAUUUUCUCCCCCCAACCCACCCAAUUUUUAUUUCUUUUUUAUAUAUAAUAAUAUAUACCUGUAUAAAGAUAGGUGCAUAUAGUAGCAUCCUUCCCGCCUAUCGUGAGGGGCCAGUUUAUAGAAGGGGUCUCUCUUACUUAACGAGGUGGUCAUUUUGCGGAAGGAAUAGUCAGCUGUAUGGGCAAAUCCUGAAACCAGUCCAUAUCACAAAGUAUCCACAUAUUGUGCUCAAUGAUAUUUCAUAAUUUUUUCCGUUCUUCUUUUGUUCUUUUGGGUACGUCAAAACGAUUGUUGUCUUUUUUUUUUUUUUUUUUUUCUUAAGUGUUGCGUCUCUGCUUCGCGCGCUCUAUACAUACCACUGUUGCCCAUAUAAUGCUAUUCUGCCGACUGUGUGAUGCUUGUGACGGACGGGUAAAUAAAGAUAAAAAAAGAGACUCACCUAUGGAAGGCAUUGUUGUGAUAUAUAUAUAUAUUUCACGAGUCCUCGACGCCGCUGAAUCGACCGUUUUAUGGUACAAGGUUAUUCGCUAUAGGGACAGUUUUACUGAUAAACUAUCUUAACUCACUCAUUUUGUACAAGGAUUUGAUGAGUAAUCCAGUCAUGCUUGAAGUAUCCGUAUUUAUAACUCUUCAUGGUCAUCUAACCCCCCUCCCCUCCCCCCCCCACCAC
Macrobrachium nipponense is the source of this 3352-nucleotide messenger RNA. Its product is annotated as homeotic protein ultrabithorax-like. The transcript has 5 exons. Gene Ontology annotation, biological process: negative regulation of transcription by RNA polymerase II; anterior/posterior pattern specification. Gene Ontology annotation, cellular component: nucleus. The record is from RefSeq and is a predicted model, not a curated record. NCBI's taxonomy places the organism in Eukaryota, Metazoa, Arthropoda, Malacostraca, Decapoda, Palaemonidae. The coding region runs from base 236 to 1354 and encodes 372 amino acids. Gene Ontology annotation, molecular function: DNA-binding transcription factor activity, RNA polymerase II-specific; RNA polymerase II cis-regulatory region sequence-specific DNA binding.